AUGGCGACAAAAAAGACAGACAUAGAGACUGCGAAGUCUGACAGCGCCUUCGAGAAUAUACCUAUUGAGGAAAAAGACCGAUUUCCUCCCGUUGACAAUAUCCGCAACCGGAUGUUCUUCGUUGUCCGUGAGACACUGCGCAAAGAAUUGAUGCGGGACGCACUUGGGGAACUUAUUAGACACCAUUUACCUAUUCUCGGUGCCCGGAUUGAAAAGGACGAAACUGGGCUCUUGGUGUACCGUAUGCCCAGUACAUUUUCCCACGGUUACAAAUUAUUUGAAUGGUCAGAGAACAGCAUAGACGCAACCCUAGAGUCAACUCAGCUGCUGCCCACCAGCUUGCCUCGUGAUGGAUCCCCCAUCUUCGGAUCAUUGUCUGUCCAAGACAUGGAAAACAAAUGGACGCCAUCGGAUUGGCCUGUCGAACGCCAAUUCGAGAAGGCGGAUACACCACUCCUCCUCGCCCACAUUACAAGCUACGCAGACGCCACGGUUGUUGCUCUAAGCUUGCCACAUAUUGUAUCGGAUGGGAUGGGUUUUGGAAGCCUCGUUACUGCCUGGCUUCAAGUCAUGGACGGCCAGACACCUGCCCCGUUCCUAAACCUCGAACCUGGCACCUUGAACGGCCCCGACGACAUUCCACAGGAAGAACUACGAAGAAAGAAGAAAUUCCGCGUGACCUCAAAAGCAGAGACUGCGGCCUCAUUGCUGGGCUUCCUACCCGAUCUCGUAAAGCAUCCUAAAGAAGUCAGACGGAUACUGUUCCUGCCCUCCACGCUGGUUACCGACUUGCGAAAUCGACACAACGAUGAUCUAAAAGCCAGAUACGGAAAGAACACGCCAGCGCUAAGUGACGGAGACAUUCUGAUUGGCAUCCUUGCCAAAUUCGCAUAUAUAGGUCGCAAAUCGGCCAAAAUGGUGACUCUGACGUCUGCCGUCAACGGCCGCGGACUCCAUCCAGCGCUCCCUGCAAACAAGCCAUACCUUCACAAUUGUGUCACCUUUGCCAUCGGCCGCUUGCCUAUUUCCAACAAAACUCCCCUCUUGGAGAUUGCCCAUGCUCACAACCAAGCCGUCUGGGAGGCAUUCAAGGUGGAAAACAUUGAACGAGACUUGGCUGUGACGAGGGAAGCCUGUCGUCGAGGAGCCUUUCCCUACUUUUGCGAACCGCUCGAGAUGGCCUUCUUCACAAGCAACUGGUCUGGGGCAUGGCAUCAAGCGAAUUUUGCGCCGGCGGUAGUUCGAAAGGGAGCCGAUGCUACUGGCACCAUUCCUGAUGUGGUUACGCCUCUGGUGUUUGGGCAAGCUCGCCGUCUGCGAAAUAAUUUCCUCAUGAGAUACGGCUCUCAGAUCAUGUGCAAGGCCGACGGCGGAUAUUGGUGUGACUUUACCGCCUCCACCAAGGGAAUGGAACUGGUGCAAGAUCUUAUUAGGCUGGACCCGAAGCUGCAUAGUUUGUAG
Metarhizium brunneum ARSEF 3297 is the source of this 1461-nucleotide messenger RNA. RefSeq names its product Transcriptional regulator sdnM. NCBI's taxonomy places the organism in Eukaryota, Fungi, Ascomycota, Sordariomycetes, Hypocreales, Clavicipitaceae. The record is from RefSeq and is a predicted model, not a curated record.